UGCUAUGGUUCCAGUACAACCGCCGCCGCUCUCGCCACCGCUCUGCACGCUGCCGCCGCGCCCCGCACCCCCGCGCUUUGUGUGCUACUGCGACGGGGAGGGAAUUGGGGCCAAGGGCCAAGGCAUCUUCAACCUCUAUGUGACGGACGCCGUGGAGCUUUGGAGCACCUGCUUCACGCCGGACAGCCUGGCGGCCCUCAAAGCCCGUUUUGGCCUGAGUGCAACUGAGGACAUCACCCCCCGGUUCAGGUCAGCCUGCGAGCAGCAAGCUGUGACUUUCACCCUGCAGGAGGAUGGAGCAUCCCUAAGCCUUUCAGGGGGGCCCUCGGCACUAGGCUUUGACCUCUCCAAGGUGCCAGGCCCAGAGGCAGCCUCCAGGUUGCAGGCACUGACACUGGGCCUGGCAGAGCGCGUGUGCAGCUUGGAGCAGCGGCUGGCAGCUGCGGAGGAGAGAGCCGUCAGCUCCAGGAAGAGCACUCGGCCGGUGGGGCCUCAGCAGUUCUUACCAGGUGCCCCCCAUCUCGUUUCCCCCAGACCCAGAUCCCCAGAGAGGCGGCCCUGGGCCUGGGGCCAGAAGGCGGUGUCCUGGAGAGUCCCUCAUCAACCCUGGCUUCAAGAGUAAGAAACCAGCCAGUGGUGUAGAUUUUGACGACCUCUGAGCGUGCAGCAAAAAGCGUGAUCCUGCUGGGAAUCUUCCCAUGAGGGGAGGGGCGGCCCCCCAAAACCCACAACGUCCACCUGCCCAUCCUGUCGCCCAGUGGAGCAAACGUGCUUCUCGAGCCCCUUCCCGUCAAAUAAACAGCUUCCUCAGGUGGA
Molecule: messenger RNA, 816 nt
Organism: Pteropus alecto (black flying fox)
Lineage: Eukaryota; Metazoa; Chordata; Mammalia; Chiroptera; Pteropodidae
Gene: PAXX
Product: PAXX, non-homologous end joining factor
Exons: 7
Coding region: 5-622 (205 amino acids)
Biological process (GO): double-strand break repair via nonhomologous end joining
Cellular component (GO): nonhomologous end joining complex; nucleus; site of double-strand break
Molecular function (GO): molecular adaptor activity
Source: RefSeq, a predicted model, not a curated record